Messenger RNA from Colletotrichum phormii, 717 nucleotides. RefSeq lists its product as uncharacterized. Bases 1 to 717 code for a protein of 238 amino acids. The transcript is spliced from 2 exons. NCBI's taxonomy places the organism in Eukaryota, Fungi, Ascomycota, Sordariomycetes, Glomerellales, Glomerellaceae. The record is from RefSeq and is a predicted model, not a curated record.
AUGGAACACUUCGGCCGCAUGAAAAUUGUUACGGCAGACCUGAGCCCAGAAACUGCAGCCGAAGUCCUCUUCCCAGAGGAACUCCGAGGAGAGCCGGUCCACAUGGUUGUCGAAGCUGGCAUUUGUCACGUAUUUGACGCCUUGCGCAUGCGCUUCGCCGCCUUCCCGCCGAUGCGAAAACCGCGCCUCGUCAGCAUCGGCUCCCUUUCCGUUGACGAGCAAGUCGAUGAUGCCUCUGACCAGCUCGCAAUGAAAGUUAGACCUCUUUACUUAUGGUUCAUGGGAAUGGUCAGUAAGGAAGUUCUCGACAAUGAAGUCUUUCUCCGGGAGGUGCCUUAUGGCAGUGAAGGCAGCGAUACGAGCAGCUAUUACUCGGACAACGAGCGCCACACAAGCAGCAGCAUAAGUAGUCUUUCGUCUCGAGACUGGGAUCGGCCCAAGGUGAACUUUCCACCGAGAACGCCAUAUGACGACAAGGUGGGAAUGGAGUAUACUAUUAGCGAAGAGUGCAACAAGGAACUCUACAGUUCCAGUCUGAUUGUGAGACCGACCCUCCUCACAUACACAAAGCCAUGCGGAGUCGAGGCAGUACGGGUUGGCCAGGAAGGAAACCCACGGCCUCCAGGCUGGACAAUCAGCAGAUUCGAUGCUGGCCACUGGCUAUACCAGUACGGUAUAUGCGGCAGUAUGGAAGGUAUUUCUACAAUCACCACUUAG